Molecule: messenger RNA, 1674 nt
Organism: Fonsecaea multimorphosa CBS 102226
Lineage: Eukaryota; Fungi; Ascomycota; Eurotiomycetes; Chaetothyriales; Herpotrichiellaceae
Exons: 1
Coding region: 1-1674 (557 amino acids)
Molecular function (GO): 2 iron, 2 sulfur cluster binding; oxidoreductase activity; pyridoxal phosphate binding
Source: RefSeq, a predicted model, not a curated record
AUGACGAUAUUUCAAGAUGAAGACCUCGAGGCAAUCACACUUCUCGAACGGCCAUGGACCGCCGAGAAACUGCUUGAAGUAAGGACGGGUAGAGUAAGGCCUGUGUUCGGAAUCCAGGUCCAAUCUGCCAUUUUCAAGAAUGUCCGACCAGGUCCUGUCGCCGUCGACAAGUUGGGAUGCGACGGUGACCAGCACGCCUUCGAGCUUCAUGGCGGCCCCGACAUGGCACUACUGCAAUACAGCACGCUCCACUAUCCUCGAUGGAAAAAGGAGCUACCUGAUAGCGCACAUUUGUUCGUCCCAGGCGGAUUCGGUGAAAACCUCGUGGCAAAGUACGCCAACGAGCGAAACAUGUGCGUUGGCGACAUCAUCCAGAUUGGAACUGUCACUGCCCAGGUUUCGCUUCCCCGUCAGCCAUGCUUCAAAUUGAAUCACCGAUUUCAGAUUAAGGAUAUGUCCAAGCGCUCCCAGGAUCUCUUCCGGACCGGGUGGAUGUACCGAAUCCUGAAGGAAGGCACCGUUCAGGCUGGAGAUGAUAUGGUUCUUCUCCGACGACCACAUCCCGAAUGGACGAUAGCCAAGGUUCAACACUAUCUCUACCACGAUUUGCGGAAUGAAAGGGCCAUGAGACAACUGAUCGAAAUUGAGGAGCUAGGCGCUGAAGCUCGGACUAUUUUUGAAAAUCGUCUCAAGAAGCAGUACGAGGACUGGGAGGGACGCCUCACCGGGGGAGAUGGCAUGGCAAUGGAUCUUUGGGCAAGCUACAGACUCGUCCAGAAGCAAAAAGAGACCCCAAGAAUUGUCUCCCUGACAUUCGAGAGAAUUGACCCACUAUCAAACGCUGAAGAGGUUCAGCCAGGGUCGCAUGUGCGCGUGAAGCUGGGCGACCGAAAGUUAGUGAGGGCUUAUUCAGUCGUGGCAGGUGAUACAAAUCGUUUCGAGCUCGCUAUUGCGCUGAACGAGAAAAGCCGUGGAGGAUCACACUUCAUCCACCAAGACCUACACCUGGGCGAUACGUUGCUGUUUGGAAAGAUUACGCCGAGCUUCCCGCUUUCGAGUGAGGCCGACGAGCAUGUCUUCAUCGCUGGCGGCAUUGGUCUGACCGCAUUCAUUGCCUCAGCAGCCCGCUGCCAGCGGGAGGGUUUGUCUUAUCAUCUACAUUAUCUGGUCCGAAGCUCGCGCGACGUGGCUCUGAAGAGAUUUCUCCAACCAUUGGGACCAAAUGUAACCAUCUACGACAAGUCCGCCGGGAAGGAGUUCAAGGCCGCGACGGUGAUGGGAAAGAUGACACACAACACACACAUCUACUGCUGCGGCUCCAAUCGACUCCAGAAAGCCAUUGUGGAGACAGGCCAAUCGAUGGGUGCAUGUCCCAGUCAUCUCCACUUCGAGACCUUCGAAGUCGCCACUUCUGGAGAUCCUUUCGUGGCAGAAUUGGGCGAUUCAGGAAGGACGCUGUCUGUGGCGGGAGAGAAGACUCUGCUCGAUGCGCUGCGAGAGGCUGGAUUGGAGGUUUCAUCUUCCUGUGAGGCUGGCAAUUGUGGCACUUGUCGUGUUGGUGUCAGAAGUGGCAGUGUGGAACACCGAGGGACCGGGUUGAUGGAAAAUGAAAAGAGUUCGGCCAUGCUAAGUUGUGUAUCUAGAGGCAUUGGCACAAUUGUGCUAGAUUUGUAG